UGUGGAACCAAAAUUCAGGCAAAAACAAUCGAAGUCAAGCAUUUAAAAUAAGCCAGUCAAGUAGAAAAUAGAUUCAUUAAUUGUUUUAAAUUAUGUGGAGAGGGCUGAGAGAUCUAGAUAGAAACGAACAAUCAAAACAACAAUAUGUGCAAAUAAACGGAGUGACGAGUACGAGUGCAAUUAAUUGUGCAAUAACAAAAGUUGAAAGAUAACUGCUGCUGCAGCUGUUUUGAUUCUAGGAGGAGGAGACACAGAGCAGAGACACGGCACAGACGCAGACACGGGCAUUCCAAUGCACUUUCUCCAGAGCAAAACCUGUCGAGCGGCUUAUUUGACAUCCAUUCGGAUAUCAAUAGAAAAAUAGAGGCCAGGCCAAAGCCAGUAGCAGGCAAGCUGGCACACAAAUAGAAAAAAAGCACCUGUGUGCUGGAGCUGAAGCACACACAGCCACAGAAAUAGCAACAAAAAGUUGAUUGCCGGCUUUUGCCGUUUUAUUGGCAGCAGCAGCAGCAGCGGCAGCGGCGGCAUUAGAGCCACAGUCACAUCUUGGCCACUCUUGUGAUCGCUCGCUCGUUCAUUCCACUUCUACUUCUGCUUCCACUCCCCAAAACGCAAAACGCAGAACUCAAAAAGCAAAACGCAAAAGAAUUCCAUAAUUUGCAUAUGCCACACUCGCAUGCACAGAGAUCAUCAUCAUCACCAUCGAGAGGGUAGAAGCCAGGGAGGAGCCGGAGUAGGAGGAGGCAUGCUUGUCGAAUUGAGUCAUUAUUUGAUUGCCAGUGCCCAGAAAACACACAUACACAAAAUAGAAGGAUAGGAUGCCUGCUCUCGGGGAGAAAGUGCGUCGCCUGCUGGAGGCCAAAGAUUUGGGCGACAUCACCACAGAGCUGUGCGACUUCUCGCUGAAAGAGCAGAACGCCACCGCAGAGGCGCAGGGAGUGCAGCCGUCGUCGGCAUCCGACUUUAUGCCCAUACUCGGACAGACGGUCACCUACAUUGUGGCCUGUGUGCUGAUCAACGAGCACGACGAGCUGCUCAUGAUCGAGGAGGCCAAACAGAGCUGUGCAGGUAAGUGGUAUCUACCCGCUGGACGCAUGGAACGGGGCGAGUCCAUCACAGAGGCCGCCGCAAGGGAGGUGUUUGAGGAAACCGGACUGAAUGCGGAGAUAACGACACUGCUCGCUGUGGAGGCGGCCGGGGGCUCCUGGUUCCGAUUUGUGCUGACGGGACGCAUCACUGGCGGUCGCUUGAAGACGCCCGCAGAUGCGGAUGCGGAGUCCAUUCAAGCGCGAUGGGUGCUGAAUCCCCAGGAGAUGCCACUGCGGGCCAACGACAUCCUGAACAUCAUUGACAUUGGACGGGCCUACCACAAGGGAGCCAGGAAGAGGGGAGCGAUGGAGAGUGCCAGCGAGCCGCUAUGGCACGGCAGCAUCCUGCCCACGCGAUUCCCCCACAGGAGGAAUUACCUGCGUGUCCUGGCGGUGGCCCGAAAGCGGUCCAGCAACUCGAUGAACAUCCUCAUCAGCGAGAAGAACGCCCACCACUUCCCCACGGUGGAGCUGCAUCCGAACCGCAGUCUCCACUCGACGCUGCGUAAGUUCAUGAUUGAGAUUUUUGGAGCGGAGCUGCCGCAGCACAAGCCGCACGGCCUCUUGAGCGUGGAGCACUGUGCCUCCGAGGGGGAGAACACGGACGGAAUAUGCCUGAAUCUGCUGGUGGCCUUUCGGCCGCCCAUCGAGCAGAUAUCGCUGAUUGGCAAAUGCAUUUGGCAGGAGCUGGCGGCACCCUUGGACGAGAGGCUGGGGCGGAUUGUUAGCAGCAAACAGUCCUCGAUACCACUCAAUGUGGUGCGAUAGGAGGACCCGGCCAGAAUAACGAGGAUUAGGAUAGCAGCGUGCCUUAGUCUUUAGUCGUAGGUUAAAUCCCCAGUGGCCCCCCUAUCCACUAUCCAAUCCAUGGUGCAAGCAAUCUAUAAUCCACAAUUUAGUUGCAAUUAAAGGAAUACACAGAUCACAGAUACA
Messenger RNA from Drosophila miranda, 2021 nucleotides. RefSeq names its product 8-oxo-dGDP phosphatase NUDT18. Bases 819 to 1856 code for a protein of 345 amino acids. The record is from RefSeq and is a predicted model, not a curated record. NCBI's taxonomy places the organism in Eukaryota, Metazoa, Arthropoda, Insecta, Diptera, Drosophilidae. Gene Ontology annotation, molecular function: 8-oxo-GDP phosphatase activity; magnesium ion binding; 8-oxo-dGDP phosphatase activity. The transcript is spliced from 3 exons.